Molecule: messenger RNA, 992 nt
Organism: Procambarus clarkii (red swamp crayfish)
Lineage: Eukaryota; Metazoa; Arthropoda; Malacostraca; Decapoda; Cambaridae
Source: RefSeq, a predicted model, not a curated record
ACGAGGCGUCGUGUGUACGAAGUGACCUGCGGCUAUCAACACGGCCGGGCUCAGUAUUAUAACACUAAUGAACAAGCUGUUGGGUCUUGAUUGUUUAUAACUGAGGCUGUAGGGCGUCUUGGAGCCGGUGAGUGUCUCCCUGAGGAGGUUCUUGUGUCGUGCGCGUGUUUAUGUAUUAUAGACCCGGCGUACAGUAAGGUGAUUGCAAUAUGCCUCCAUUAGAGAAGAAGCAGAAAAAGAAACGUUCUUCAUUCUUCGAAAAAAUGAAUCGCCUUCGGCAGGAAUACAUGAGGAAGGACUUCAUUCUUCGUCUCAUUGUUGAUCCUAAAUAUUUUUGGUUAUCAGCAGUUGUGUUUUUGUUGGCAGAGAUUGUUCUUAACAUGAUGAUUAUCCAGAAAGUUAAAUACACAGAAAUAGACUGGAUUGCAUAUAUGCAGGAGGUAGAGGGAGUGGUGAAUGGUACGUGGGACUACACUAAGCUACGUGGAGACACUGGACCUCUUGUUUACCCAGCUGGUUUUGUCUACUUGUUUACUGGACUGUAUCAUCUCACAAACAAGGGAACCAACAUUCGUCUGGCACAGUAUAUCUUUACUGUGUUUUAUAUCAUUACGUUGAUGCUAGUUUUCAGGAUCUUUCACAGAAGCAGAAAGCUGCCACCAUACAUGCUGGUUUUUGUGUGCUGCACCUCGUAUCGAGUCCACUCCAUCUUUGUGCUGCGCUUGUUUAACGACCCCGUGGCUAUAAUGUUGCUCUAUGGUGCCAUGAAUCUCUUUAUAGAUGGCUAUUGGACUCUGGGAAGCUUCAUUUACAGUUUGGCCGUAUCUAUCAAGAUGAACAUCUUACUAUUUGCUCCAGCUUUGCUGAUGGCUUACCUUCACUGUCUUGGCUUGAUGGGAACAAUCAAGCAGCUCUCUCUAUGUGCUGUAACUCAAGUAAGCUCUGAUGGAAAAUGUAAACUUUUGGUCGAACUUUGAGGUGGUACAAAAUUC